Messenger RNA from Bathycoccus prasinos, 1287 nucleotides. RefSeq lists its product with no specific name. The record is from RefSeq and is a predicted model, not a curated record. Lineage: Eukaryota; Viridiplantae; Chlorophyta; Mamiellophyceae; Mamiellales; Bathycoccaceae. Bases 1 to 1287 code for a protein of 428 amino acids. The transcript has a single exon.
AUGGCAAAAAGAAAACGGCGGCGAGAUGAUGAAUCUUCCUCCUCUGAAUCCUCUUCGUCGUCUUCGGAGAGCGAAGAAACGGGAGGAUCUUCGUCCUCCUCGUAUUCGUCCUCCUCCUCCUCCUCUUCCGAAGAAAGAAGACGACGAAAGAAGACGAAGAAGACGAAGAGAAACGACGACGACGUGACAAAGAUGAAGGACAAAAAGCUCCUCCAGAGAAGGAAAGAUUUGCUGAAAAAAAUUCGACUGUAUGAACGCGCGAGCGAACGCGCGGCGGAUUUCAUGAAGAAGAAGACAAAGGAGGAGAAUAACGAUGGUGAUGAUCGGGGUUGGGAACGACGAGGAGUACAACGACCGGCGCCGAGACGGUUUCAAAGGCCACCACCGUCGAAUACUCACCGCGACGACAGAGGGAGAGGGAUCAGAGAAUACGAGGGACCGAUGGAUCGAGAACGGAUGGCGACGACGACGAACGAGUGGACGAGAGAAAAGGAACAGAAGAAGAAUACGUCGUUUGUGCCGCCACCGCCGAAGAAAAUGAGAGCAAACAUCGAAGAGCGUGAUGAUGCGAACAACGACGACGGAGAAGAAGACGGAGAGGUGAAAGAAGAAGGAGAGCGGAAGGAGAAGUUCGUGCCGCCGCCCGGGGAGAUGACGAUGAAAGCGGCGCCGUACGUGCCGUCUUCGAAACAAAAAGCGGCCAAGACGUGGACGAGACCGUCGGUGAACUUGAAUACGAAUAGAAACAGAGCGGACGGGCCGAAAAUUCCUGAAAUCGGGAGCAGAGGAUUUACGAGACAACGCUCGGUAUCGCCGGGGAUACACGCGAAAGAUUUGGCGCCGUGGACGAUGAGCGAGCCGGCGAAGAAACCCGAAAAAGCGGCGGGAGAGGAGAAAGAAAAGCCAAAAAACAUCCCGGAGACGAUACCAGAGGAGAAAGAGAUAGACGUCCCGCCACCAGCACGGGCAGAAGCAGCAGUAACAGCAGUAGAGGCGGCGGCUAGAGCGCCGAGAAAGCGCGGCGCCGCUCGAUCGUCGAAAUCUCCAUCUCCCGCGCCAGAAGAACAACCACGACGCUCAACGCGCCGCUCCAAAAGCGCUUCCGUCGAACCCCAUCCGCCACCGGGACCGAGCGGCCAAUCGUCGAAACAAAAAAAUGACGACAAAGAAACGACGACUUCUUUGAGCAAACGAACCGUGAAAGAACUCAAAGAAAUGUUAACCGCGAAAGGUUUGCCCGUGGAUGGUUUGAAAGCCGAUUUAGUGCAACGACUACUCGAAGAGUAA